AUGGAUUUACCGGAAAACGAGGAGAGCCAUGACAAUGCUCGUCGCGCCCGAGAACUCUUCAACUAUUUCCAACCCGACAAUCCCGCCCUCCUCCCAUGUAUUUCGAAAUUUGGCCAACUGCCAAUCAAAGCAAGCCCUAACCUCGUUCUCACCUCUCUAACCCAACUCGCAGCGCUGAAGUUGGGGGUCCAACGCGCAAUUAUCAGCUUGAUCGGUCGGGAAACACUAUAUGUGGUCGCGGAAGCAACACGGUCUUUGAAUUUGGGUGACAACAGCGUUUGCGACAAUGACAGCGAUAGCCUGUGGAUGGGUUGUUCGAAUGGUCCUCUGGCGGGCACUUUGUGUGAGGAAACAAUCACACUCCACCCGACCGCGGAAGAAAGGCAUCGUUUCUUUAUUGUCGAAGAUUUGAAAGAACAUCCCACCUAUUGCAAAAUUCCCUGCGUCACCGGUGCCCCGCACUUUCGAUACUAUGCCGGUACUCCUCUGACGACUGCUAGUGGCAUCAAUAUCGGGAGCCUUUAUGUCAUCGACCCGCGGCCAAAUAUAUGCCUCAGCGAGCUUCAAAAAGAGACACUUGGUGUCAUCGGGGCUGCAGUCAUGGAAUAUCUAGAGACAUCUCGUCAAUCACUAGAGAGCGGACGUCUAGCAAACCUGCUAACUGGUCUAAAUACUUUUGUUCAAGGCGAGGAUAGCGUUGAUCCCAUUAAUGAACCCCUUUCGAGAACCCCAAGCUCAUCGGAGCUAGAUCAGUCACGCACAUCCAGCCCUCUCACAAUCCCGACCGAAAGACUAGAAAGCGAGAAUAUGCAAAUUAUCAAGAAAGCAGGAAAGAAUAAAGCACAGUCAGAAAAUAGCCCCAGGCUUGCUUCAGAUGCUACAUUGACUACCAACAAUGAUCAGAAUACGUCCUUCCAGCAAUCCAAUGCUUCGAUAAAUUAUUCAACAAAGAAGAACGCAUUGACAUUUCAACGCGCGGCUCAAAUCAUGCGAAAGAGCCUGGACCUUGGAGAAAAUGGCGGUGUCGUAAUAUUCGACAGCAAUGCCACUCCUGGGUUAGAUCCUGAUGAACACUCAAGAGACGCGCCGGCUGUCUCUCGGCCCCUUGCCAAAAUAUGUGCAAUUUCGAGAGAGCGCACUGACAAGGGCGGUUCCCAAGAUCACCUGAAUUCCGUGCCGGUUACUCAAAUGGAUCGGGGAUUCAUAAAGCGUAUGCUACGCAGGUUUGGUAAAGGUGCCAUUUGGUAUUUCCAUGAAGAUGGAACAGUCUUUUCGUCGGAUGAUGAUACAAGCAAAUCAGAAUGCGAAGGAGAUGAUACAAAUUCUUCUUCCCAGAGCCCCAGCAUGUCCCAGCCACGACUCCAGGAUGUAUUACGGGAAAAGGAUCUUCGAGCUUUACGGAAAUACUUCCCUGAUGCUACUCGUAUCAUAUUUACGCCUUUAUGGGAUUCGUUUAAGUCCCAGUGGUUUGGUGGUUGCUUUUGCUGGAGCUCAGCUGAAACUCGCAUUUUCAGUGCUCAUGUCGAGCUAGGUGGUGUUCUCGGAUUUGGUUCUUCAUUGAUGAUGGAGCAUAGCCGUAUCCAAAGUCAAGAAUCGGACAAGAAGAAGGCAGAUUUUAUUAGCAAUAUUUCACACGAGCUUCGAAGUCCGCUACACGGAAUCUUAGCUGCCAGCGAAUUCCUUGCUGAACAGGUCGGUUCCGAGCUCCCCAGGUCCCUCCUCGACACCAUUCGCGCCUGCAGUCAAACACUUCUGGAUACGUUCGAGCAGAUUUUGGAUUUUACGAAGAUCAACUCUUUCCAAAAGAAGCGACGAGACCACACUCUUCGCUUGUAUGGAGACCGGGGUGUGGCAAAAUCCCAUACAUUGCCCGAGUCUCUACACAGUCUAAAAGUUACCAAUGUUGUGGCGGUCAUUGAAGAAGUCAUCGAAAGUAUUGCUUUUAGUGCAACUCAUUACAAAGGAGGGCUGUUUGAUGAUCUCAACUCCGUUCAUAUCGAGCACGUCGAUGUUUCCAUUGACGUAGCCCCUGGUGACUGGGUCUUCGUCUUGGACCGAGGGGCAUUACGGCGUAUAGUGAUGAACAUAUUCAGCAAUGCGCUCAAAUACACCAAGAAGGGCUCCGUAUCGGUCCGUGUUGAGAUUCAAAAAAGCUCAGGGAACCCGAAAGUUGACAACUGCAACACUCUUCUUUUGACGGUCUCAGAUACUGGAAGGGGUAUUUCGAGCGAAUACCUGCGCUCCGACCUUUUUACUGCCUUCUCACAAGAGGACCCUUUAGCACCGGGCACUGGACUCGGGAUGUCUAUUGUUCAAAAUAUCCUCCGAUACCUGGGCGGCAACAUCAAAAUUAAGAGCCAGCUCGGCAUAGGAACCACUGCCGAGAUUUUAAUACCGCUCACAUCCCCCAAAAGUGAACAUGAAAAAGAUUAUAUGAUUACUCAAGAACCUUCUGUUCAAUCCACGAUAGAUGACCUCCAGUCUCUGAGGCGUGAAAUCAAAGGAAAGACAGUCUCCUUCAUUUCUUCCGAGGGCACUUCAUCGAAAGUUCUUCCUUCAGCCCGCACAAUCACAAACUACUUGACAGAAUGGUAUGGUGUACAACUUCAACCAUGGACUCUGGGUUCACAUGCGGAUCUGGUUGUGGUUGAUGAAACACAAAUUUCGCACAUGCAUUCAAAACAAUUACCCAAAGUUCUGGUUCUAUGUCGAAAUGCGCAAUCAUCGCAGGCUAUCAUCCAGAACUUAGAACCACGAUGCGGGCGUGUCGAAUGGCUUAAUAUUCCUUGUGGUCCCCAUAAACUAGCACGGGCAAUCCAACGUUGUCUGCAAGGAGAAUCAGUCAAACCAUCCUCACAAGUCUUCGGUCAAAAGAUCGAAAAUAAUAGCCCAGGGUCUGGGGGUCAACGAAUCAGCCCAAUUGUACCACUUACAACUGCAAAACUCCCACUCGCGACCCAAAUUCAACUUUCGUCGAAAAGCGAAACACCUUCCUCUACUCCAACCCCUCAUGAGUCAAAUUCAACGCAACCACAGAGCCAAUUACAGCCUGAAAACAAAAACGCUUUGGUCGAAGGGACGGUUAAUACUGUCGUCGGAUCCGAAGGACUUCGGAUUCUUCUAGUUGAAGACAACCCUAUCAACAUGGCGCUACUUCAAAAACUAGUCGCUCGGCGUCAUCCAAAUCUCCUUCAUUCCGCUGUAAAUGGUCAGAAAGCCGUCGAGGCAGUCAAGAACAUGCCUCAGGGGUACCACCUCAUAUUCAUGGACAUGUCAAUGCCUGUGAUGGAUGGAUUUGAGGCCACAGAGGCAAUUCGGGCCCUUGAGUUGGAACGACAAUCUGUAUCACCCGCCAGGAUCAUUGCUCUAACCGGUCUAGGCUCGGAUGAACAUGUCAUGAAGGCUUACGCCGCAGGUGUUGAUAUGUUUGUCACAAAGCCUGUUUCUUUCAAAGAAAUCACUCGCCUGAUAGAUGAUGUGAAGAACUACGCUCCUUGGACAGACCAAUAG
Molecule: messenger RNA, 3510 nt
Organism: Penicillium expansum
Lineage: Eukaryota; Fungi; Ascomycota; Eurotiomycetes; Eurotiales; Aspergillaceae
Product: hybrid sensor histidine kinase/response regulator
Exons: 5
Coding region: 1-3510 (1169 amino acids)
Biological process (GO): protein autophosphorylation; phosphorelay signal transduction system
Molecular function (GO): histidine phosphotransfer kinase activity; phosphorelay sensor kinase activity
Source: RefSeq, a predicted model, not a curated record